Messenger RNA from Anopheles moucheti, 1297 nucleotides. RefSeq lists its product as uncharacterized. The transcript has 3 exons. Gene Ontology annotation, cellular component: nucleus. Bases 175 to 1233 code for a protein of 352 amino acids. Lineage: Eukaryota; Metazoa; Arthropoda; Insecta; Diptera; Culicidae. Gene Ontology annotation, molecular function: zinc ion binding. The record is from RefSeq and is a predicted model, not a curated record.
CUGAACAAAACGCGCGAACUGAACCAGAUACCAACAAAGGCUCGCAGUCCUAAUUCUAAAUAUUAAAAUCCUGUAGUAUCAUAAUUUUGAUAGCCUCGAAACAAUUGUUAACAAAGCGUCGUGCAAUUUUGCAAAAAUUUGGCGUAUCUGAAGCAAACAGGUGAAUCGGAGAACAUGAACCAUAGCGCCCAACUUCCAACGAGUCUAGCAAUGGAGUACGAACUAAUGGUCCCCACUUCCGAUGAAAAAGAUUUCUGUCAUUUCUGUUUUGGUGCCACAAAUGUGCAUCUCAUGUUUCCGUUUGUCCGACCGAAUAUGUUGACUACUAUCGAUAACAUAAUCGGAAUCAGUAUUACCCCGGAAGCACAAAAAACGUUCAGCUUGUGCGGAGAAUGUAUCUCAAAUUUGGACAUGGUUAUCACAUUCCGAAACAAAUGUCGCUCACACUACGAAAAGUUGCGUGAAAUGAAAAUCAUGAACCAAGCUGUGAAAAGAAUGUUCCCUACGCUAUGGGACAACAUGAAUCAAUCUUCAACGUUUGAUACAUCGGUUGCUGAUACGAGCAUCAAUGUUGGUGAAGGGGAUCCAAACGUGACUUUAGUAAAAACCACUCCUAAAAAUGCCCGAGCUGAAAACGACGACUGCAACGAAAGUGGCCCUAAAAGGAGUCGUGCUCAGGCGCUGGACUUCGAUCCUGAAACAUCGACUAAAACGACUAGCAUUAAAAACGGAACAAACCACAAAGCUAAAUUCCAUCAUAUCCGGGAGAUCAUGAAUCGUUUUCGGAAUAAACGAUUACAGAGCAAUGAUGUAAGGAACGGAUCAGGGAACGCGAAUGAUGCGCCGUUGAAUGGGCCAUGUGAAACAUCAAACAAGGCUGUUUCCAUCGAGUGUCAGUCGAAUUUGAGUAGAGCGUCGUUAAAUGAGCCAUGCCCAACACCCAACAAAGUGGUAACCGUAGUGCAUCAGCUGAAUUUAGAUAAUGUACCGUUCAACGCACCGAAUAAAACGCCAUACAAAACAACUAGCAAGACGGCAACCAGGAUUUUCACAACCCAAGACAGCAGCAAUCAAAGAUCACCAAGGAAGCAACCCGUAUUGGGGCAUCGCCCAAAUACAGCGUUGAACGGAUUGAAUGGAAACACUUCAAAAAACCAAACAAUAUUGUGCUCACCCUGUGUGGUUGUACUACAAAAAUUUUCUGUGCACAAAACUGAUUUGUGCAAAUCAUAGUUUAUUAAUUAAAUUGCAAAUUGUGUCAUUAAUUACAUUAUACGAAUAAAGUUCGAACUAACAU